UAAACAUUGACUAUAUUUUUACUUUCAAAAAAAACAUUGACUAUAUUUGCCGGAACCAUCCCCUAAAUUUACUGUAUUUUUCUAAAUUUAUAAAAGAAAAGUGAUAAUUAUGAAGUUAAAAUCACAAACUACGUAAACUGUUGGCCCAUAUAGCACAAUGGGCUCUUACGGCCCAUGUAGGACAUAAUGGGCUUUCUUACGACCCAAACUUCGUUUCACUCGUUCUCGUAACUGUUAUCCGUAUAGAGAACCCUUCUUUCUUCUUCCCUUGCACCGAGUCCAACUCAGUCUUCAAUUUUCAAACUCGUUGAGACUCGGAAGCUUAAGAAUUAUCUUCAAUGGCGUCCAUCAACUUCAACCCUUUCGAAAGCUGGUUCGGAAAACCCCCUAAGCCACUUCCUCCCCUGAACCUCCUCAGACUAACCGAUUCAUUCUUCCUCAAGACCCAAACCCCUACAAAAUUCGCUUCACUCAGCUCCUCAAACCUCUUCAAUCAAGCCAACGAGCCUCUAAACAAGAAUUCAGAAGAACCCAAGUCAGAAAAUGCAGAGCCCGAAGAGGAAAAAGGUCAUUUCGGGAAAAUGCUGGACCAGUACUUCUGGGAAUGUGAGAACUUGCCUGAUUACAGGUACACACCAGAAGUAGAGAAGAUUCUAAAGGAAGACCCUUUUUGGGAAAAGAAGGAAAAUCCAACCGAGGAAGAGAUUAGAGAGAACGAGAAGUUGUUGGAAGCAAUCAGGGCUAAUCCAGUUAUGAAGUUUUUAGCCCAAGCUGAGGAGAUUGCGGAUAAGUACAAUGAAAUGGAGCUGAAAGAGAAUGAGAAUCCUUACAGAAGGGAAGAUAGGAAGCUAUGGAAAUCGGUUCCUCAUGUUCUUGGGCUUGAUGGCCGGCCUAUGCCUAGGAAAGCCAUAAAGACCAGAGAGGAAUCUGAUGAUAAGUUCUGGGAUUUUGCCAGGCAGUUCUUCUUUGGGCUUUGGGGCUUCAGACAGAGGCCUUACCCGCCUGGGCGCCCCAUUGAUGUUGCUCAAGCUAUUGGGUACAAGAGACUCGAGAAGCGGUACUAUGAUUUUAUCAUGAGGAGUGGUGGAUUUUACUAUAAGGAUCGGUUGGGCCGUACUAGGGGGCCUUGUGAAUUGAUAACCCUCAAGACUGCGUGGGGUGGUGGCAUUAUUGAUAAGGAUACUUUCAUUUGGGCUGAAGACAUGGAUGAAUGGGCGCCAAUUCACAUGGUUUACGGCAUGGAGCGUGCGAUUGCCACUUGGGAAGUUAGAUUUGGAGCUGCUGCCACUGCUUUCCUUCACAAAUUACAAAAAGGUAUCCCUCCUUGGGUUCCUCUAAAGGGUCGUGAGCCUAAGACUUAUAAGCAGGCUCAAGAAGAAGCUUAUGAAAGCAAAAGACGUGAUUUAGCAGUACUGAAAGCUAAUGAUGGGAUUUGGCCUGGUGUUAGAAUUCCAAGUCAUGUUCUAUUUCUCUGGGCUGGCGGUUCUGAACUCACGACAAUUCUUGAAGCCGAUCACAUGCCAAACAAAUACAUUCCAAAAGAUGUUAGGCGUCAAUUGGCUGGAAUUAUCCCUGGUCUAAGGCCAUGGGAGGUUCUAAGUGUAGAACAAGCAAUGGAUCAAAUAACAUAUGGCGGGGAAUGGUACCGUGAACCUCUUGGUUCAUACACCACAGGCCCUCCAUACAUUCAGGAGUGGAACAAGGAAGUCAUGAGAUUGAUAGAUGUUUAUACAUUGCUUAGCACCCAUGUUUACGAAAAACUGAAACAGACAAUUCCUGGUUUCGACACUGUACUCGAAAGUGUCCUUGCUGAUGCUUCAGUGAGGGAAAAGAAAAGGAAGGAGAAGAGGAUGAGAGAGAAGAAAGAACAGGAAGAGAAAGAAUUGAUUCGCCGACUUGCUCGUGGUCGGUAGCAUGAUCACAAGAAUAAUCCAAUUUUGAGUUAGUAGCAAGCAAGAUUCUACCUUCAAUUCAUUACAAAUUUACUUGUGAGUAACUCUUGUACUGUUUAACCAUGCAAAUUGCAAAUAGCAACUUCAGAUUUUCAUGCUUUUGGAUUAUAUAAUAAUAAGUAGAUAUCAGUAUUCAGUUUCAAUCAAACCAAUUAUGGGGUCGUUUCAUUUGAUAAAUCAUGUUCUUUAUUUUA
Messenger RNA from Cannabis sativa, 2146 nucleotides. RefSeq names its product protein TIC 56, chloroplastic. NCBI's taxonomy places the organism in Eukaryota, Viridiplantae, Streptophyta, Magnoliopsida, Rosales, Cannabaceae. The transcript is spliced from 5 exons. The record is from RefSeq and is a predicted model, not a curated record. Bases 339 to 1913 code for a protein of 524 amino acids.